Messenger RNA from Lytechinus variegatus (green sea urchin), 4288 nucleotides. Its product is annotated as protein O-glucosyltransferase 2-like. The record is from RefSeq and is a predicted model, not a curated record. Lineage: Eukaryota; Metazoa; Echinodermata; Echinoidea; Temnopleuroida; Toxopneustidae. Gene Ontology annotation, molecular function: protein binding; glucosyltransferase activity. Gene Ontology annotation, cellular component: endomembrane system.
ACAGCUGGUGAUGAUUGAUAAGACUGCCGUUCUCUCGAAGUUGUGAAGCAGUUCUCUGUUUACCCAUUCCUAUCAUCAACGGAUCAAAAGGUUGACUGAUCAAAACACACUGUUUAUGCAUUGCUAUUCUGUGAGGUCUCGGCAGCCGAGGUCUCCACAAUACAUACUCUCAAUUUAAGCUAGAUGAAAUGCUGAAAGACAUAGAUUUUUAGAAGCAGCUGACUAACGUUAUCAUCACGGAAAAUGGUUCGCAUUGCAGCCGAAAGUCGCGGGGUGGUGUUCAUGUGUUUGAUCCUUGUGUGCUGCGCUGUUAAAGAUGUUGUGACCGGUUACGAUCGAGAGCGUGUUGCCUGCCCGUUCAAAAGUUUGGUUUUUGGACCUGGUCUGGAAACAAAUUUUGUUGUUCCUGCGAGGUUUUUCUACAUUCAGGCUGUUGAUUUUGAAAAUAAUAAUUUCACGUAUUCACCGGGCAGUAAUGCAUUUGAAGUUUCUAUAAAGCCAAUAGACGGAAACAGAGGGCGUAUCUACCUACAGAUGCUCGAUCGUCAUGAUGGCACCUUCAUCGUACGUUAUCGUCUUUACCAGUCUUAUGAUGGGCUGAAGAUCACAGUCAAGAGUGCUGGUAGACAUGUAGCUGAUUCACCAUACAAAUUAAAUGGACUGGUCAAAUGCGAGAACUGCUAUUGUCCGGUGGAAGACAGGAACCAGUGGAGAAGUAAUAUGUUCUGUCGACCCGAUGUUCACUCUCAAACGCAGAUUGAUUUCUCCAUUUUCCCAUCCAUCGACCUCUCUACCCUUCAUAAAAAUGUGGAGUCGAGGUUUGCAAGGCAUCACAGCUUGUGUCACUAUGCAAUCAUUGAUAAUAAGGUGUACAGGAAAACGUUAGGAAGUAUUGUCGGAUUUAAAAUGUUUUCAGAUGCUUUCCUGCUCUCGCUCACAAGAAAGGUCAAAGUUCCAGAUGUGGAGUUCUUUAUCAACCUGGGAGAUUGGCCGUUAGAGAAGAAGGAUCCUGAAGAUGGACCUCUCCCUAUCCUUUCGUGGUGUGGAUCAACGGACACAAGAGACAUCGUCCUACCAACUUAUGACAUCACAGAAUCAACACUGGAAUCUAUGGGAAGAGUAUCUCUGGACAUGCUCUCUGUCCAAGCCAACACUGGACCAAAAUGGGAGAACAAGACAGAAAAAGCUUUCUGGAGGGGGCGGGACAGUCGUCGUGAGAGGCUUAACCUCGUCAAACUGUCCCGUAGACGUCCUGAGCUUCUUGACGCUGCUCUAACCAAUUUCUUUUUCUUCCGGAAUGAGGAGGCAGAGUUUGGACCCAAGGUCAAACAUGUGUCCUUCUAUGACUUCUUCAAUUUCAAGUACCAGAUCAAUGUUGAUGGCACAGUAGCGGCAUACAGGCUCCCCUAUCUGCUUGCAGGAGAUAGUACCGUCUUCAAGCACGACUCCAUCUACUAUGAGCACUUCUAUGCAGAGCUUGAACCCUGGGUCCACUACAUUCCUUUUAAGCAGGACCUCAGUGACUUAGAGGAGAGGAUUGAAUGGGCAAUGCAGAAUGAUGAGUCUGCAAGGACAAUAGCUGAGAAUGGGAAGAACUAUGUGCGAGAGAACCUUACAUCCAACAAUGUCUACUGUUAUUAUUUAAAAGUUUUAGAGGAAUAUGCAUCAAGGCAAGUUGGUGAACCUAGAAUCCAUGAAGGCAUGGAGCUUGUGGAGCAUCCAUCAGAAAAUAGUGGUUGUGACUGCCCUAAUCAAUCAACGAGACACACCGAAUUAUAAUAGGAUCUUUAGCUGAGAUUAAUCUUCGUAGUAGUGCCAUUGGUCCAUUGUUCCUGGAGCCACAGAGGAUAUGCCAUUCACUGGGAGUAUUUCAUAAUAUGAUUUGUCUGUGAUUUUUCACUGACUAGUUUGCUCUCAGCAAAUCAGAUGCAAGAAUUUCAGUAGCUUAUAACAGUUGUCAGUGAAAAUCACAAGACUAUCUGUUUGAUAAAAUAUCCCCUUUGUCAACGCCACAAAGAUAGAAGAGACAUCCAUUUGGGCGGUGCUUGACAGUGGGGCCUGCUUUAGCCACCCUCUGUGUAGAAGGACCACCUGUCUAGAAUGGCUUCCUAGUUUGAUUUCCAUUGAAAAUUAUACCUCAUUCAAACAUUUUUUUGCAGGAACAUGUUCAUGAAGCCAGUUUUUGUUUCUCUUGGGUUGUUUCUAUAUACAGGUUUUGUGCUUACACAGUGCAUCCCACAAAAAACAACGUCCUAGAAUUAUUGAUGAUUUAUCAUAACUACAAGUAUAAAAGAAAAAUUACCCAUCAUUGUAAAGCUUAGAAUCUUUUAUGUGCUGUAAAUAAGACGAUUCUUCAUGCAUGAGUGAGAAAGAUUAGUGAAAAAAAGAAGUUUUGGUAUUAAUGAUUAAAAUAUGAUAUAUCAUCGAUAAUUCUCGUUGUUGUCAUUUUUUUCUGGGACGCUCUAUAUACAGAAGCAAUAUCCAAGUUUCUGAGCACUUAAUAUGUUUAGCUUUCAUUAACAAGACGUUGGCUAGUAAUAGUUUGGUAGCUGUUACAGACAAGGUAAAUUGUAUAUUUCAUCUCAAGUGGUGGCAGUUUGUUAUCUUUGCCAAAAAUUAUUUAGAUACUCAUAAAUGUCCCCAAAACUCAUUAAUGUAUUUUACAUAGGGGUCAUAUUUUCUUUUGCAAAAUUGGUUCCUUUUGCAAGAUCGUGUAUAGAUUUGUUAUAACCUGGAUAUUGGAAAAUAGUUUAUAGUUGUAUUUCAAUGGGUGAAGCCAUAAAUAUCGUAAUAAAAAAAUUUUAUUGCUUAGAAAAUAGGGGACUUACAGCUGUUAGUCCACAUCGAGGAAACUAAGUAGUAUUAUAAAGGAUGGAAUUUUCAAUUCACCCCAAUCGUGACGAUUUGAGGGAUUUUUUUUGUCUCUGCAGGAAGGAAAAGACUAGUUCUUUCAUUUACUGUACAAUUCCAAAUUUCUGGAGGCUUGUCCUUGUAACCCCCCCCCCCCCACAUGUUGUUUGCAUUAGUUUAUCUUUGUUCCUUGAUUUGCAAAAGUGUCUAAGAUAAAAAAAAGUCAGAUUAUUUUGCCAACAUAAGAGAUUCACCGGAACAACACUAUCCAAAUUCACCAAGAUACAUGUAGGUUAAGUUUAAUCCUGGUUUAUAUUUAGCUGUAAUAAACGGGUGCCUUUUGAGUUGGUAUGUGGAGAAAAUCCGUAACGAUUGAAUGAAUGGUUUUUAUACAGAGCACUAAGUUCACACUGUUUGUUAGGUCAUUAGUCCAGUUCAUUGAAAUGAAUCUUUAAAUAGACUAACCGCAAAUUGAAUUGUGUUUCAUUAAUAGUGCCACUUCCCCCGAAACUAACAUUCAUUCAAUAUUGUAUUUUUUUUUCAUUUUAAAUACUUUAUAAAGUAUGUUCACUUUCCUCCACAAUUUGCAAAGUGUGUUUAGUCCCCCCCCCCCCAUUGUAAUUUUUUGUUCUUGUAGGUCAAGACUAUAUUUUAUAUACAUUUAGUUGUUUAUAUAAAGCUGAAUUGUAAAUGGAGGCUGAGUUUUAUCUUGUGUUCUUCCUCAAAUAAUUUAUUUUUUGUAGCACUGAUUAUUUAUAAUAAAUCUUUGAUGCAUUAUUAGCUGCUUAAAUAGUAAUUUCAAAGGAUAUUUUUUUAAGUUAGCAAUUUACAUCAUAACCAGAAGAUACUGUUGUUUUUUCUACUUCGUUAUGUCUUAUGCUGUAUAAGUUUUUGCUCCUAUGAUGUUUAAAUGGCAGCAAACUCAGUGUUUAAAAUCCCUUUAUGAUUUUAUAUACGCAAUAGGUUAAUGGAACAACAUUAGUCUGUUUUGCCUAGAUUGCAAUUUGGAAGAGGUGCAAUUUAUGUGUGAAAAACAAGUUUGAAUUAUUCUUUUGUGGAUUGUGUUGAAUUUCUCACAGAUUUAUUCCUCUGUUUCUCUUAAUGCCUCAAAAAUGACUACUGCACACAUUACAUCUGGUCCGUGAUUUGAUUUGGAUAUAUUUUGAUCGUUCAUAUUUUGAAUAAUUUCCUCAUGAAUAAACAUCCAAAAUGUAUUUUUUUUUCGAAGUUCAGUAAAACUAUUAGAAUGCUAUUAUCAGAAUAUUAAUUACUUAACUUGCGUUAUGUUGAGAGUAAUGUCUGUAUCAGCAUAAAAUUGUACUCCUAAUGGGAUUGCUAUGACAUCAUGAUGAUAAUGAAUAGAAUAUCUCUCAUAUUUAUAGGGAGGAACAAAAUAACUAAAUAUGUGUUAUCAGUUGCUCACUGUGUAUUCAAAAUU